Xyrichtys novacula (pearly razorfish) is the source of this 34556-nucleotide messenger RNA. The record is from the annotation of a GenBank genome assembly. Lineage: Eukaryota; Metazoa; Chordata; Actinopteri; Labriformes; Labridae.
UGUGAGAGAAACAGAAACUGUGCAAAAGGCUGCAGGGAUUCGAUCAGCCUCUCUGCAGAGUCACAGCGAGAAAAUUACAACCCACCAAUUUCAGUUUGCAUGUUGAACAUCGAUUUGAUUGCACCACGUGGUUUUCCACCUCCUGCAUGAUACUCAAAGGUGAUCCGUUUGUCUCGAACGGAGCCUGACACCAUCAGCACAUGCAAAACAGACUCCGCGUCCUCCUCCAUGAUUCUCCGCACGAGGUAUGUCUUUGAAAUCUCGACUUAUUGUGAUCCCCACAUUGUACUUGAACCCCCUAACAUUCUUGUUUGCUAAUUAUACGGUGUAAUGAUAUAAUUACAAAGCUGAAUUCAAACCAGCGAGUGAUGGCAACAAGAUGUGAACACAAAUUGCUUCCCGUGAUCCGCUCAUUCGAAAGGCCUUCUCUAAACCGUGCACAAACACACAGACAGUAAAUUAAAAGUCCAGAGUUCUGAUCCCUUCUCAUUUCGCUCGCUCAGCUCGGUAAUUGGAGGCUAAAUAAAGAUUUGCAGGCUGUGUUACAUUGUUAAGAAAUCGUGUUGACAUUUUCUUGCAGAUCUAAGCUUAAAUGUUCUUUAUCGGAGGGGUAAAACUUCAAAAGAGUGAAGAAAGAGUCGUUCCUCAAGUCCGGAGAAGAUUCAGUAAGUGGCCCUCUCCUGUAAAAACCUCCAUAACUCUCCUCCUCUGUUUAUUUUCUCUCUAAGCCAAGCUGGCAGCUUGCCUGCAGGGUUUGGGGAGAAGUUGUAGGCCGCAAACCACAGCUCAUUCGAAGGCUUUUAAACGGCCCAUAAACGCUGGUGGAGGCACACACAGAGCUGCAGCACAUACUGUACAAUGACAAGUCCUCUACCUCCCCCCCGGCCUCCCCCCCACCGAGCCAAAUACCAACUCCUUUUUCCCGAAAAUGGCUUCAGUGCAAACUAUUACAUUUCUCAAUCUGAUACGCCUUACGCUGCCUUUUUGCGAGCAUUUCCAUGAUAGAGUUUUUCAUGCCGAGGCGGACCUGAGCAGAAAUUACUCUCCUUAUGUGAUGUCUGUGCUGCUGGGAACAUCACAAGGUUCAGACCACCCUCUGAAAUCCUUCCUAACUGAUCCAACAGAGCAGUCAGCACCACGGCGGAUACACAGUCCUGGAUCCUGUGCAGCAGGAGAGUCUCAGAUCAGGCAGAUUAAACCUGUUUGCUGUUUCAUGUCGAGUUUUAUUGUUUCUUAAAGUCAAACUGGAUCUCUGCAGCGAGUUUCAGCCGACCUACAUCUCCGUCCUUCAGAUUUUACCCUCCGUCUCACCUCUGCUCAGGCGGUCUGCUGGUUCACCGCCUCUUUUUCAGCACGGGUCCUGAGGAGCAGCCUGUGCUGUGUUUGGCAGGGCGGGCUUGGACCUCGAUCCUCUUUGUAUGUUUUAUGAUUGAAACCUUCGGUAAAACAUUUCCGUGCUCAUAUUAUAUGAGUUAUGAGCCUCUGUUUCCAACAUGUGAUUAUUUCUGAGACGAUUGGAAAAUGCUCGAGUGAGUUUAAUUUCUGAUGAAGCUCAGAGUUAGAUCUGGUUCAGGCCUGGAACAGAUCUUUCUGGGAGUCUCUGAGCUCCAUCAUGCCGUAGGUUCCUCUGGAUCGCUGCUCAAAAUCAGUCAACUCUUUGAACAGUUUGUAGCUUUGAGCCGUCAUGGUGACUUGAUAGUUUCUUGAGCUUCCUUUGACUGAAGAUCAGACUCUCUGGCCAGGUAGUCAUUCUCUUAAAGUUUACUUUGACUUUAUCGCACAUUGAGUAAAUGUGGCAGAACUUCUUAAAGCUCCUAAAAGAAGUUUUCUCCAAGUUACAAAAGGGACUGAAAUCAACAUGCACAACCAUAAAGCUUCAGUGUUGCACAUUUCUAGUCCAUGGUCUGGUGGGGGUAGCUGCCAUGUUGUGCCUAGUAUAUAGAGUUACCACAUGCUGCAGAGGAAUGAUUCAGUCCAAAGGGGGCGCCAAAGUUUCUCUGAGGAGUUUUUGCUUUCAUUAAAAAAAAAUGCAAUUUCCUUCGUUUCUCACAUGUGGAAUAGUGGCGAAAAGGCCGUUAGCGUCAAUCGCUGCUGAUUGUUUCCAUUCAAGUUACUUUGUCAAUUUCCACCGGCUUCUUUCCGGCCCCCUGCGGUUCAGCAGGCUUCACAGCCGAUCGCCAGGUUUCUAUUUUCUCCAGACGCCGCAGCGUGCUGCAUAAAUUCAGCACAGAUUAACCCGCGCUGGAAAGGAAGUCGGUCACAGACACAAAAUAAAACAUCCGACUUGGUAGAUAAAGAUAAAUAUUGCACUUAGCCAUGGUUAAUUCUUGAUCUCCACAAAAGUGUCUCAUCUACUUGUCUGAACAGAAUAGAUUUCCUCCUCUGGAAGGACACAAUCUACUGCUUAUACUAUCAUGUGUCUGUCUUUAUAGAAACAACUCGUUACGGUGAGAUUUCAGUGAAUUCGUGGGUUUUUGGGAGUCCUUGGGAGAUCUCACAAACACAUCUUGUAGAAAUUGGCGAAGAAAAUUUCAACCAAAAGCCUCCGUCUUUUUUACAUUCCCGUCUUUUUAGCCUUUUUACCCUGAUCACUGAUACACUCACUUCACUCUGACAUUAUACAACAACUCAUGAAUCUAAACCACAAAAUACUCCGUCUCAUACCUGCAUGAAUCUGAUUUCUGUUCCUUAUUUAGUUCAAUCUUCUUGUGUUUGUCUCUCAGGUUGUGUCACAUCCUUGAAAUGAAGCCAGAAAACACAAACAACACGAGGUUUAAUAUUUAUUCUCUAAAAUAAAUGAAGUGCCAAAGCUGAAAGGCCAGGAUUCAAUCGAAGUCAUACGAGCAGUAAGUGGAUUUGAAAGUCCUUAUUUUUCUCUUAACAACCUGGAAAACCUGCAAUUUCGAAAAGAUUAUUAUUUCCAUUUUUACAACUUCCCCCUCAAUUAUGUUUGAGAUUUCAUCAAUUUCUCUCCACUUGAGUCAAAUUAUCUGGUCAACCUUGUGAGGAGUGCUGUCAGAUUUCCAGAGGAGCGUGAUAAGUGGAAGAAAAAUAUGCCAAUCUCAUCCGAUGACAACUAAAGAGAAUGUGCCCUUUCUUAAAACACUGGUUUAUUUACCCAAAUUAGCUUCAGGAAACAGGUUUGAUAGACUGACGGACUAAAAACUCGAGGUGAAACUGUCUUCUUUGGUGUAGACGAAGCUUGACAUCCCGGCGGUGCAGGUUUCAGAGGAAAUCUUUAUGCUUAAUGACAUUGAAACCAACAAUAAAUAUGAAGUUUGAGUUUGUUUUUAUUAUACUUACCUGGUUUGUUAAUGUCAAUAUCUGUGUGCAAAACAAACUAGAAAUAACCUGAAACCUCUGCAGGUCUAACUUCCUGCAAACUUUCAUCUCACUUAUUAACAGCUCGUCUGGAUCUGACCCCGCGUCCAAUCCUGUUUUAUUUUUUAUGUUUUAUUUUCUUAAAGCAGCUGAACAGAGUUUUCAUUUUCUGUUGUGUUCGGCAGCCACUAUGGACUAAAACGGUCGUGUUUUGCCGAAUGAUGACUGCAUUUUCCUCUUGUGCGUACUGUUGUGAAGACACUGGUGUAGUUGUUUUGGAGGCGAAUGAAACCAGACGGGAUGCACCGGUGCUUUGAAUUUUUUCUUUUUGUUUUUUUGGCUUUCUGCAGGAUGUGUAAUGACGAGGUAAUGUAUAUUUUUCCAUUUCUAUGAACUAUAAUAUUCCGCCAGUGAAAUGAUGUGAUGUUGUAUUAUUGUGACUUGUAUUUUUAGGCUACAGUUACGUCCCGUUCGUAACAGUAAACCUACAACAAACUGAGUAGAUAACUCGGCUGUAGAUUAGCAUAUAAAGCUUAAGUUGUCAGGUUUACUUGGUAAUGUUUUAUCUUCAUAUCAAUAAGCUAACAGUGUAUAAAAACAUCACCUGUCUAAGAGGAAUUGGACAAAUUAGGAUCAGACUUGACUCUCUUCAAGCCUCGCAACCUCUCCAUCUUGCGAAGAAAUUACCGAUGUUUAUCCUCGUUUUUGCCCUCGCUCAAUCACAUUCCCCUUUUCGCUUUUUUUGUUCUUCUGUUCUAAUUUGUUUUCUUUUUGUGGACCCUGUCCCAUCAUGUCUUCGCUCUGUUUUCACUGGCUAGCUUAGCAACAACUCACUGCUCCUCUCAUGUCCCUAAGUGCUGUAACUUUGGCCUGUGUGCCGUAAAUUGUUUUGUCAGUGGGCGACCCGACGAACAAAUUUUUGAAAGUAGGAGUUACACUAUUCAGAAAUAUCUUCUCUUCGCUCUGAUGGGCUCAUUUGCUGUUGUAGAUGACACAAAUAUAUCAGGAGAAAAUCUAGUUAAAAGUUCCCGACAGAAACUUUAUUGGAUAAAUUAAGUCCUUUUGAUUUAACUUCAUUUGAAAAUAUCCAAAUAAUGAAAAACCUGAAAUGAUUUUUUUGUUUUUGCACAAAAAACAUAAAACCAAAGACAGACAAAUCGAGCACCAUAGAAGACAUUAAAGAAGUAUUCAGAGAACGCAGCGUGGCGACUUCUGGGGAAGUUCAUGUUCUGAAAUGCAGCGUGCAAAGGUCAGACUGUGGGGGUUUUAUUCAGACCGCGGGGGGUGAAGUGGGUUUUUCUGCGAUUUUUGAGAGCGUGCAGCUCGUGUUGUGGUUCAACCGAAUCUCUAACUGCAUGAUGUGCCCUUAUUUCAUGACCCCCUGCCAUAUAAGAACUGAGGUCAGCGGGCUGUUAUGCGGUAUGGUUGGUAUGCCUGGCACGCCUGGCGUUUGUGGCACGAUGCCUGACACACACACACACACACACACACACACCCUUAGUGCUACAGUUGUGUAUCUGUGUCUGUCUGUCUGUCUGUGUGAGUGUGUAACCGGUUCCAUCCGGAGUGAUCAGGAGAAGCAGAGGUCUUGACUCAGCAGAUCCAACACUUUUACCCGGAGACAAGGACCCACCUGUGCUUGUCCGUUUGGUGAGGACUCUGAUUUCACACGUGGGUUCACACUCUCUCAGCCUGCCCAAACCUGUUCACCCUGCACCUGUCCUCGCUAGGACAUCUCACCCCUCUCCCCCGUUUCCUCCUCUCCAUUCUCACCUCACCAACACCUCCCUUCUGCAGGCCUGGAUCCAUCACCGUCCAGAUAGCGCCAGCUGGAAAUCCCCUCAGUGUAACCGGUUCUGGGCGCUUCCUCUUGAUAUGCUCUGAUUACGGUCAUCCAGCAGCAGCUCCGUCUGCACAAAUCUGUCCUGACACAUUUAAAACAGACAUCGAGGCUGUCGCAGGUGAAUCAUUCAUGUGCUGCCGCUGCGGAAACGAUUCACGUACAUUCAUUAAACAUUCAUAAAAACGAGUAAAUUUAACAUUUACGCUGCAUGCACAAAGAAAUCGUCCUCCUAUCAUAAUCGAUGAGUGAGACGCUGACGCCUUUAGAUUGACUCUUAGCAGCAGGGGAGCUCUGGAUAGAUUUGGUGUUUUUUUAAGGAGCUUUUAAAGGGGCAAACAGACGAAUCCAGCAUGUGGUUCGAGCGAGGCAAUUUGUCUUUUAACUGUUACUAAAUGUAAGGAGAGGAGGACUCCUGCACGCUUGUUUAAAGUCCCACUCCGAUUGUUUUUUUAUUUUACUAUUUAAAGAGUUCUCAGAGGUCUUUAAAAUGUGAUUAUGAAUAAAGGUGGGAGAAAAAAUUGAUAUGGCAUAGUAUCGUGAUAUUUUGUCUGGUGAUAUAUCGUAUCGUCUCCACUGAGGUUGGCAGAGGGACACCACAGAGCAGAAGAAAGUUAGUACAACAAAUAUAUAAAAGGUUUGCAAGAUGUGCUACAUGGAAAUUAAAUACAGCAUAAAUGAGAAAAACAAAAAGAAAAGACAAACACUAAAUAAGCUAAACAGUUGAAAAAAAUAUAUAAAUUGCAAUAAUAUUAUAAUACCUGUGUCAUUUUCGAGAGCUUUUCUUCUGCAAAGCUCCAGCAGCUCAUUAGCAAUUCACCUCUGAGUCGUGGGCGGAGACAGCGCUGCUCUUCACGCUCCUCUUCACACUAGCUUGCAGCCUAACAUUGCCGGAGUAGAUUCAGACACUCAGAGAACUGUUCAGCUCUCAGACACUAGUGUCUUUGAGGACGUGAUGAAAGUUAAUAUCAUAAUUAGCUUUAUUGCGAGCUAAUCCGCUAACGCACACGCUUGUUCCGCGAUCAGCGUCUGUAUUUCUCCGAGUAGAGGGGCUCUGGGGGCGGAGCUUGGAUUUGUGAUGUAGGAAAUCUCACUGUGUCUGAACCUGCAGUUCGGAGAUUCACAGAGAUUAAAAUGCAGAAACACUCAGAAAUGUAAUUUUGCACGUAGUUUUCUCAUGAUAUGUCCUGUAGCAUCAGAAAAUUGACAUAUGAACAUGUAAAAACAGAAAAACAUGAUUUUUCAUCGGUGUAGGUCUUCAAGACUGCAUUAAUUUGAGGUUUUUCGUAAAGGCUGUGGUCAUUUAUUCAGUUCGGAUAGACGACUGCCGUCUAAAACUAUUUGCUAACUUAGUUUCUGCGUAUUUUCAUCCCAGGAUUAUUUUGAUUUUAAAAAUAACUCAACAUUUGUGCACUAAAUCACGAAGAAACGUUUGCUUGAAGAUCUUCAUUUGCAAAAAAAGGAGGGUUUUCCUACACAACAUUUGAGUCUGCGUACGUCAAGCAUGAUUUAGAGGAAAACUUCCUUUCACAGGUAGAAAACUCGAGCAGAACCAGACUCAUGUGAGACAGUCAUCCACCUCCUCUGCACUUAGUUUUAGCAGCAGCAAUUCAGAAGAACCUAAAGCAAGAUGGAGUUCAAGGACUCCAAGAAAAGACUGAAAAUGAGUGAGUAUAAUGGGACACGAUGACUCAGAGUUAAUGGCAGAGACAGGAAGAGGACGGAGAGAGAGAGAGAGAGGAGCUGAAAGAAAACAACUGCAAGUAUAGUACGAUGAUCUGAAACAAACUUUUGACCCUGAUGGACACAAACAGGACAAAAGGAGGCGCUAUUUUUAAGACCGUCACAAAAUCUACCUCUAAACUCAUAUUACAGUGUAUUUGAAGUAAUUGCACGCUCGAAUCAGUGUACUUUAGGUACUUAGUUUGAACCCUGUAGUGUUUAUUCCAUUAACUCAAAGGUUUGAACCCAGAUGACACCGAGGAGCCUCGCAGGGAAAGUCAGAUUUUAAGUCGAGUAUCUGAGGGCUAAAACCAUAAAUGCUGUGUGGCUUGUAGAAGCAGUCAAAGAGAGAGCAGAUAAUCCCGAACAAAUGCAGAAAACGACCCCAAACUCAAGGGUUUAUGUGCAGAAGGAGACAGAUGUUGGCUUCUGAUAUCCUGCUGUUCCUGCUGCUUGGAGAGCUGAGCGUAACAAAACUGAAGUGAAGGGAAACCCAGAGCCAGGAGGAGGUGAAAUUGCUCCUUUUAGGGCCAAGGAGCACAUUUCUGAACUCCUUCAAAAGAAGGCAAAGGCUGCAGAUAAGUCCAUUAUGCUCAGCCGAACCUACAAAUGCUGAAUUUAGAUCCCGUUUGACCUGAAAAGAACAAAGUUUAAAUCAGUCUUUGUGAGAACUUGAGAAAUAAAUGAAUCAUGGAGUUUGACUUUGAGCUGAACAAACAGCUGGCUGAAGGUUGAACCUCUCCAAAGUCACUUCAGAUGGAUUUCUGACUCCGAAUCGAUGAGAUGCUGAUUGUGUGCCAUUGGAUUUUCAUUUAUUGCUGCUCAGAGAACAGUGUUGACAUAAGAACAGAUUCAUAGUUGGAGGAUUUUAAACCUGAAGAAAAUAAUAUUGAGCUGAUGAAACUCUCUGCAAGGUUAGAUCAAUUCAGUGCAGGGUUAGAGUCACAAACACGGCGUUUUGUACAGUGAGGCCGUGCACCGGGAUAGAGGAAUUCAGGUUCAACUUUGGUGUCAAAUUUACGUCUUUGCAAUCCAGUUAGGAAUAAUUAAUACUCAACUAACUAGAUUAAAACAUAUGCAUUGUUUGAAGGGGACAUGAAUAACCUUCUGACGCCUUGUUUCUGAAGACAGCAUGACUCCACUUCAACUCUGCAGGAAAUUGAUGAAAGCAUGAGAAUCAUGUUCAUGUUUGAAGCUAAAACUAGGGAUGCAACAGUAUGAAAAUUCUACCUCAUGGUUAUUGUGAACAUAAUAAUCAUGGUUUUCAAUAUUAUCGCGGCACUUUUAAAAAUUUAUUCAAAGUCAUUGAUUACAACAUUUUUGAUGCUUUUAACUAGCGCUGAACGAUGGUUUGUUUUCAUCAUUUCAUCAUAUGUAGACAGGAUUACUGUCUUUAACUAAGUGUUCCCCUCAACAUUUCUACAAACCCAAAAUAUUCCCAUACUUCGACUUAGUCUUCUUAGAGGGCUGAUGGAUUUCUUUGACUCUGUCGUCUCUUUCUUCCACCAUGAUUUCAUUUCAAAAUUAAUAGAAAAUUUAAAGGCAAAUUGUAGGCGACACGGUUUGCCUGCGCGGAAACAUCAGGAGACCGCUACGGCUAAAUAAGAGCUGCCACACCUUAAAAAUGAGUUUUUAUGUAGCUCUACUUUGGAGUAAACGUAUCAGUAAACAUACAUGCGACUGUCAACAAACACACAGCUGAUUAGUUAGCGAGUUAUUGUCCUUGAUCUCACAGCUGAUUUAAAACCUAUAUCUUAUAUGUUUUAAUUCUAAAAAUGUGUAAAAUAAGUGGCUAAAAAAAGGUCGUUUUCAUUGUUGUUUCAACUAUUAAUAUUCACUGAUAUUUGUAUGUCGCAGCAAAAGGAUCCAUCUUCAUCUGCACCAAAAAAUCUUAAUGUACAAAGUCUGACUCAUUUUUAAAAUUGAAAAAAAGGAGAAAAAAGUCCUUUUAAGAAAAUGACCAUCAGCACAAAUGACUGAGAUUUCAGAUGGGACUGGAUUAAUAUAAUCAGAGGACGUCUGUGUGUCCUGAAACAUGGUCUGUGAUUUGCCCUGAAAUUUUAUCGUUUAAAUAUCAGACAUUUUAGAUUCACGCAGACGUGCUCUGAUUAUAUUAAUCCAGUCCCAUCUGAAAUCUUAGUAAUUUGUGCCGAGUCCUUCGAAGUCCCCAGGUUUGUACUGAUCCUGGACUUCAUGAGUCAUGCAUGUGCAACACUGAGAGAUCAGUUUGAUUCCUCAUAUGAACAUGUUUCUUUUUUAAUUUAGUAACAAAAGACGGACUUUCAAUUGAUUUAGGAGCCAAUAGUAUGAAAUAAAACACGGACAGAGUGAGGACCACUAACCAGAGGGGCAUGAAGAUCAGGGACAGCUGAACCGCCACAUGAUUCUGAGUGUUUCUGUUUGUUAGGGAAGGACAGACACCAAACAUCAGUCAGAAAAUCAAAGAAUUACAGGAGAAACACUAAAUUCACACAUUAAACUUUAAACAUUACUUCCUUGUCUUGUAUAAAAGAUCUAAAGCAUCACUUUCUGGAUCUUUUCGCUUAAACGUUUCGGCCUCCAUUUAAACUGAUGUAUCGGACAAGUUUAGAGAACAACUUGGCUCACGGACUUCACUUUAGACGGAUAAACCUCUUAAUCCUGUCGCUGUUGUAGUCUGUCUUAUAAAAUAUUACUGUCACAACCUUGAAUAAAGUCGGAUAUCUCUUUUCGCCAUGAUCGCGCUCUUAUUUUUCAACUAUAUUGAGGUUACAGCAACUCUCAUAAACUCAUCAUUUUCCUCUCAACUCUUUCUAAUCACUGAGAGAAGAUUAGAGGCCAGUCUCUGCUGCUUCCCUCUCAGGAGAAAGAAAAUUGUCUCAUCCAGUUUUCUGCCUCUCCUGAGUUGUGCUAGCAGAGCUGAUUACUCCGCAGGUCAGAAGUUAAUUGUUUAUGUGACUCGCAUGUCAGCCAGAAAUAUGUCAUCUGCAUCCCUGAGAGAGGAAUAAAAACUUUGACUCUGAGAGGACGACAAAGAGCCCAGACAGUGAGGCGUAAGUGAAAAGAAGCUAAUCGGAGCUCGGCUGCAGAGACCCUCUUUGAAUGAUCCAUGAAACACGGUCUGAAGCACACGGCGCCGAGGGAACAAGACGUGUCCAUCAACAUGUUGCUAGUUAAGCGGAGCACAACCUGAGCACUUCCUCAAAGGUGUUUUUGGGGAUGGGAAUUAUUAAGAGUUCAGCGAUUCUGAUUCCAUUAUCGAUACGAUUCCUUAUCGUUUCUCAUUGAGUGAGAAAUAAAACGAUACAAAUGGAUUUGUUUGCAUUUACUCUUCAAUAUUUUCACCUUUGGACAGAAGAUAUGACUUAUCCAUGCACCAAUAAUGUCAUUUUACUCUUUCCCGCCUCAAUGAAAGGGGCUGCCAAAGGUCUGCGAGAGCUAACCGCUGCAGCCUCUGAGCUAGCAUGACUCUGACGGUCAUCGUCAUCUAAAUGUAAUUUAAGGAGAUGAAGAGUAUUUAUAUCAUGAAAGAGCGUUAACAUGGCGCUAACAUCUACACAACAGACACGACCUGGAGGAGUUAAACGUUAGCUUGAUGAUGCCGAGACGUUAGCGCCGCUCCUGUUUUUGCCUGUAUCUGUCUCACCUUCACUAAGUCGCGUAUCAAACACGUUACACUUCCGCAAAUAAACUGCAUGCUGGGUGGACAAAUGUUUCCGCAUAUUGGAAGUAUUUUCCCUCUUUGACGAAAUUAAAGCUUUGCAAGUGUUGUAAGUAGCCCCGGUAUCAUCUUUUCACGUGAAAUACAGCCGAACUCUGGAGUGCUUUUGCCUCGGGAACCGGUUUUAUGAAUUCUCAUCCCCAGGUGUGUUGCUAUUUACACAGUGGAUUUUAACCCACCAAACACCUCAUCAGUCAGAUCCAAUGAUAUAAUCCCUUUGCACAGCAGCAACAAUCACACUACUAAGCAUGGUUGUAUUCUCUCCUGCAUGCACCUGCAUGACGGGGAGCACAGAGACUUUUGUAUUUCUAUUCUAUAAAAAACAAGCUCUGCUCUCUGUAAGUUCGUACGCCUGUUUCUGCAUGAAGUCAAGAGAGCGUGUAUGAGGUGAAGGAGACUGAGAACGUCUCAGGUGGUGGUUUUUGGCUAAAGUUGGCCUCUUUGUUACCUGAAGUGGAUUUAAAGCAGGCAUGAAAAAAAACGGUUGAUUGGAUUAUUGGAAGAUCUUUAUCCUUCGAUCAUUUUCACAUGAGUUCAUCGGUGGUUGCACAUCAGGUUGCUGAAUUUUUUUUGGUGCGUUGCAGCUGUUUUGACCAGGCUGCAGCGGUUAUGUAUCACACUAAGAAUAUUCCAGCUUUGUUAAAAGUUAGAGGAUAUAAAAAUACAAAACCGAUUUCUACCGGUGUCCUUCUGCCGGAGCUGAAUGUGUCUGUCUCUGCUUGGUUUCCUCCGCUGACCCUGAUCGUCCCCAGAGAUUGGAUCAUCCCACUGUUAGGCUGGCUGAGCCUGAUAACUCCUUUAGCAGAUAACAAGCAGGGACAGACAGGAAACAUGUGAGUGGGAGAGAAACAGACACCACCUUAGUGUGAGCCGGUGGAGGAGGAGGAGCAGGAAAAUACGUGUUUGAUUUGUGCAUGCAUGACUCUGUGUGUGUGUUUGUGUUGUUCGCAUCAAACAAUAGGAGGGAGGUGUUUCUUGGCUCCCUGUUAGCGAAUGAAAAAUGACAUGAGUGGACGCCUUUUGAAGCAGCGGCACCUCUCUCUUUGUGGGAAGAAAGGGGGAGCGGGGUGUAAUAUUGGCCGAGCGAAAAGAAGAUGAGUCAUGUCGACUUUAAUGAAAGCACCCGCGGCAUCUGCGCGGAGUUGUGGUUGGCACCAUCAGCACAUUGUUAUCUCCCUCUGUUCCCUGGCUAAGAGGCAGCGGCGGACCUCCCGGGGCCAACGUGUGGCUCAGUCACACUCAGGGCCAUUAAAGACAGACAGCAGCACCUGGCAAACAGGAGCAACGCUGGGGAGCGGGAAAGAGGCGCCAAAAAGCCUCACAAGAAAGGGAAGAGAGAGCAGCUCAUUAUCACACACAGAGGUUGUAUUACAGGCUCUCGGCUCUCUCGGCUCCCCGGCGGAGUGUAGGUAAGUGUGAGGAAGCUGGAGAAGAUCCCCCUGGCUGAGUGUGUUUUUCUUAAUUAGACCUGGACAUGAGAGGUGUGAGCCUCCUGACCUUUAAGGUCCCGACUAACCCUGCUUUGGAUUUACUAUAAAUGGAAAUAUAAGUGGGAAGGUUCAUCCAGAAUCACCUGGGGAAAAUUUUGAUACCAAACGUGCAGAAAAAAUGGUGGAUAAAAGUCGACAGUGUUGGUUCUGGGUAGUGUUGGGCGGUAUGAACCAAAUAUUAUAUCAUGGUAUGUUUUUUCCUUCUAUAAAUCCAAUAAAUGGCUAAAAAAUAAUCAGACUGUCACAUUUGUUCAUUUUACUUUUACUUUUAAACUCUGAUUUGUUUACAAAUACAAACAAAAUGGCCGCCCAGUCCAGCGAUUGUUAAUCAUAUGACCUACCUUUGGCCAAAGACUCUGCCGCCCUCUUUGGUCUGAGAGGAGCUGCUGCAGUUUUAGUUUUUGGAGCAGCAGGUUCGUCACGCAUCUUUUGUCUCUCAUAGUAGAGUUUGGCGUGUUUCAUCUUGAGGUGGUGGAAGAGGUUGAUGGUGUUUCCUCCUCCACCAACGACAGCCACACGACACUCUUUGAUGGUUUUGUUUUUUGAUCAUUGUCGGAUUUUCUCGAUCCGAAAAAUAUCCAGACAACCGAUAUCGUGACUCCCGCCCUUUUCAGAAUGAGUUCCUCCCCCUCUUCCUCGUGUCGGGUUGGUCGGGCCGCCUUCAUUUUCUCAGUGCUGCCACGAAUCUCCGCAUCCAUCAUGACCACCACCAGUGAAGCUGUUUCUUCUUCAUUGAGACUAUGCCAAGCAGUCUGCUGGACACGCUGGUGAUUAUAGGGAGCGCACCCAAACCUGACCAAUCAAAUGGAGCGAACAAACUCCGCACGACAUGCCGGUGAAACGCACCCAAACAGAUGCACUCCGGCUUUCCUGUUAGCGAGCGCAGACAACGACAUACUCUCUCUCUCCGGUCGAGCAAAAUUUCUACCGGUAGAGACACUUUUUUUACCGUCACAUGGUAUACACCGUCAUACCGCCCAACUCUAGUUCUGGGCUUCAGGAUCUGAUGCAUCACUUCUGCACAACCCGAUAUGAUGCAUGGUCUAUGUCUCCGCAUGCUUUAAUAACAGGAGCAGGAGAUAGGAGUAAUGAAACAAAUUUCAUUUGGGUGUUUUUAUGAGAGACUCCAGUCUGCUGUAUCUUCCUUUAAUUAAUGAACGAACCACAAAACUGCAAAGGCUUCAUAAUUAAACUCGAUCGCUGAUCGUAAUUCUUCCACUCUGUCUACUUCACACAAAGUUAUCACAGAGCUUUAAAGGCUAAUGAGGGUGAACAGGCUCCAUGUUCGAACCUGUAAAAUGAAAUCUCAUCACAGAGACCCGCGAUCCAGCCAGGUGUGAACAGCUGUGAACACCAGGGUGACAACAGCUGAUUACUGCUGAGUUAAUUUUUAUAUUUGUUCUGAAUAAAAGUAAAAUAUAAAAGACGAGGUCAUCCAAAACAAAAUGACUCAUCGAGUUUGAGCAGUAAGGAGCGAAUGCCUCGUCACCAAGGCUUUAAGCAACAUUUUAACAACGGCUAAUGAACCAAUAACUAACAUAUAACUCUAUGGUUGUUUCACGACUGCAAAACUGUGUAAAAAGGAGCACCCUUUAAUCUGUGUUUGACUUCAUAUCAGUAGAAGAGCAGCCAAAACUGAGUUUCUCAAAGAAGCACUAAGAUAAAUUAAGAUAAAUCUGUUUUUUGAGCUGCAAAGUUCUCUAGACCGACAUAAUAACAGGUGGAAAUAAGUUUAAUAGGUUUCCUUUAACUUUAAGCUUAUACUGUAGAGAUUUUUAUCAUAAAUUGCUGCACAAUUAGAGUGAUCAAGUCUCAUUUAGAGCAUCGUAUUCACAUGUGUUCAUGCAUUUUCACUCAUAGAUCUUCAAAUUCUGUUUUUCUGUGUGUCAAAGUUGGAUGAAUAGACUCCAAACAUGUAUCUGAGCACGUGCAUCCUUAUAAUGUUUCAAAAAGUCUCAUUUUUGAUUUAAUUUUACUGCUUCUCUGAUAUUACAAUUGAGUAAAAUCACAUCUUAAAGCAGGUCUUUGUAUUUUGCAGCGUUAGAUAAAAAGGCCACAGGUGUCACUGUGUAAAACAGCACCUCAACUUCCUAUGUGGACUUAUCAGAAAGACCCAAAUUUCCUCUCUUUUUCACCUCAGAGGGAGUGUGUAAUAAAGCAGUGAUAAAUCAAAGGUGCUCUAACAGUGCCCUCUAGUGGACACAGUGAGAAUAGAGGUGCAGAUAUAUAUAUACCUUGACCUGCAGGUACUCUUUAUGUUUGUGUCACCUCACUUUGAAACAUGUUAAGCAGUCAGAUCUCAGCUCUGAUUUGAUCAGAUUUAAUGUGUUUUAUGAUGUUUAGUUGAAAACAGACGUCAUGAUAAAAGUCCAAACAUUAAAUUUUGUCACAUUCAUGAUGAAUGGGAGACAAAGGCAGCCUUACCAGGAGGUUUGAAAGGUUUGAAAGCACUUCUUCAGCUUCAUUUCACACAGAAACAAACAAUACAAAACCUUUCCAAAUGCCAAUCUCAACACAAUGCCCGUCAGUCUAAUGUGCACCUGACCGUAAUUAUGCUAAUUUGAGGUAAUUAGCCAAGAAACCUGCAAGUGCUAAUGAGCUGUUUCAAAAAAAGUGCAGGCUAAUUUAGGAUAAUGAGCCUCAGACUGUUCCCUACUCAACACAGAAAGUAAAUGUCUCCUUUUUUUUAAAGGAUUCCCGCAUAUGCAGUCACAGCCACCCACAGAAUUCAUCUCCAUACAAACGCUCGGGCAAAUUAAACUCAGCGUGUUCGCCUGCCAUCGCUGCUGAGAGUCUGGAGAACCUUUUCCUUUCGCCUUUUCUUUGCUACCUGCCACAAACAUGCCGUGCUGCUGCUAUUUUGGCCCCGGUCACCCCAUUGACCUGACAGACAAGUGUCAGGGCAGAGACACAUGUCAGCUGCAGGUGGAAACUCUCAGCAGGGAGCGAUGCUGAGGAGCUGCAUGGCUCAGUUGGAGGACAGGAUUACACAGCGGUGAGGGGCUGCAGGUAAGGAGGCUUCUCUCUUUUUAUCUUUGCAUCAUUUUUUGUCACUUUAAAGGUUUUAUUUGUGGGUUUUCUGCAGCAGACUGAGGAUUUAAAAGUGUUGAAAAUGUUUCAGGGGAUAUUUUAUGGCAGAAGCAGAAGAAAGUAGCUGAAAAAAUGAACAGGAGGAGGUACGAUUUUUUAAAAAGUGACACCAAAGUUGAGAAUUUUGCUCAUUUUUUAGAUGUAGCCGGUGUCUGAGGAGGUCACCUGAGGUUUCAUGAGGUUGUCUGUGAAAAAGGUGAAUUAUGUUUCUUUCUUUCUUCACAUAGACGAAAAAAGUUCCAGAAAUAAACAAACUUUCUCGUCAGUGAUAUUUUGAAUUUUUAAUCCCAGCAAAUUUGGGCCUAAUCUGUAUCUUUCCCUCGUCUCUCUUCAGAUUAUUUGUUAAUCUGGGCAUCAGUCAGGAGGUUCGAACCCUCUGAAGAUGUACGGCCUGUACCUGGAAGCAGUGAACGACUACAUCAACGAAUCCUACGGAGAGGAUGUGUGGAGACUGAUCGAGAACCGAGCCGAGAUCCCCCACCUCAAGUUUGUCAGACAUCAGAUGUACAAGUGAGCGCUUUUUUAUCCUUAAAUCAUGUGUUUUUUACUUCACGCUGAAGAACAAUAAAACCUUUACCUCUCCAGAUAUAUUCUCUUUAUCAAGUGUUGUUCACUCCAAAACUUAAAAAAUUAAAAGAAGUCUAAGAACUGCUGCCAGUUUCAUUUAGUUAAUUUUCAUCGUUUAGUAGGACAAUGUCUGCGUCUGUGCCAAAGCCUGCGGGUCUGCGGUUUAUCUCCUGGCUAACGUUGAUGUAGAUAAGACAGUGGGAGUGUGUCCUCUCUCAAAGUUGACUCAAAAGUUUUAAUAUUAAAGUGUAAAAACUUGUUUGGUUUGAUUAAUGUUUGACUUAUUUACAAACGCCCGGGGAAUUAAAUUUGCUCCCUCCGCCUGCCAAACACGGAGUAGGAGUUGGCCGGGGCCGAUAAUAAUUUCAAUUUAAGAGUCACUUUCACAGACAUUUUUCUUUUUUUUCUGCUAAUUAAAACAAUUUUUUAAGAAGCAUUUUUCAUUUGAUGAACAGUCUGGGAUUUAAGUUACAAGAGGAAUUACAGAUUUUAUUGUUUGGUGGCUCAGUGUCACAUUUGUUUAAGAAUUUUCUACAAAUCAUUAUUUCUUUGUUAUAUUUUGGCGAAUAUUUGUCAUGGUUUUAUAUCCUGGACUCAAGGCUGCAAAUGAAACUGAAUUUUUGAAAAAGCACACACCAAGAUUUAUAACCUGAUAACAAGACAAACUAAAUAUCCGAAAAACAAUAAAUUCAGAGAUCAGUUUGGUGAAUUUCUGUGUUAGAGCAGUCUCAGUGUAGACUGCUGUGGGGACCUGCAAAAUAAAAUAUUCAAUCAAUCCAGGAUGUUUCAUCGAUAAGGUUGGACAGAUAAUAAAAAUGAAAAAGGACAAAAGGCUUUAAUUUCUAAAUGGACUUAAAGCACCAGUGAGAAGUUUUUGAUUUAAGUUUUUGGAGGUUUCUUCUUUUAAAUCACGUCUUAAAACUAAUUUUUGUUCCUUGGCUUUUAGUUUAGCAUGAGAGUUCUGUGAUCUCUGUCCUUUUAAGUCUUUUAUAUAUUUUUGUUAUGCUUUUGUGUUUUUAUUUUAUUUCAUGUAAAAUGUUUUUAAAAUGCUUUUAUUAAUUUCCUCUUGAUGUUUUCUGCAGUGUUUGUUCUUUUAAUUUUACUUGUAUUAUUAUUAUUAUUUUUUAAAUGUGCUAUAAAGCGGAUCGGAUUGGAUUUACUAAACCUUUAAUUUUGUCAUUAAAAUCAUUAGUCUUUAAAAAGUUUUUGCACAUUUUAAGUCCCGUCUUGUGAUUUAAACAGAGGCGCUAAAAUCCACACCAACAGAAAGUUCCUCACUGAAGCUUUAAACAAACUUAAGAAGCUUUGACCAACAUCAAAUAUUUCUUUACUUCCAACAAGAGUUCUUAUUUCAGGUUUUAUUGUCGUGCCUUUACUGAAUGGCUCUUUAGAACAUUUUCAUCUUGAGACAAACUUGUUUUGUUUUACCCGUUUUUGCUUCGUCGCAGUGAUAACCUGAUCCUGCGGUUGGCGAAGGCAGCAGGAGAGGUUCUGGGAAAGACUCACGAUGAGCUGAUGUACGCUUUCGGGGUCUAUAUGGUGAAGAGGAUCGGAAACUACGGAUAUGAACGCAUCCUCAAGGUCUUUUACUUUUCUUGUACUUUGCUGAUAAAGAGCUGAUUCAUCCAGACCAAACAGGAAUAGAGAGGAACAUGAAUAACAGGAAACAACAGGAUCUUUGAACUUUGGCCUUUUAAAGAGAGUGAAAAGCAAUAAAAACUCAACAUGAAUAAAUUAUUUCCUGUUCCUGUUUACUUACGUACUCUGUCUUCUUUAGGUGCUGGGUCGAAAUGUCCGUGACUUCAUCAAUGAGCUGGACAACCUGCACGAGUAUUUCCGCUUCUCCUUCCCCAAAGUGCAGCCGCCCAGCUUCUGCGUGGAGGAGGAGUGCGAGACCAGCCUCACGCUGCACUACCGCAGCACCCGCAAAGGCUUCACCCAGUUUGUCAAAGGUAAAGAGAGGACACAGAGGAAGAAGAGGGUGUUCGUUUCAGUCACAGUUUACAUCCUUACCAAGUCUUUACGUGGCUUUCUUCCCAGUGCAUGCUGGGUAAGCUCCUGAGCCAUGAGAACAGGCUUAAAGUUGGUUUUUGUAUUUGCAUUUGAUCGUCUGUGAAGCUUUUUUUUUGUUUUGUUUUGGGAGUUUGAAAACAAGUUCUACAGUUUGAAACUUUAUUUGCAGCUUCUCAGUUUAAUAUUCUGACAUCCAGACCAGAGCUGUUAUGUUCUAGUCGACUUAUUGGUCGACACGUGCUAAAUCGACCAAUCCUGAUUGGUCGACUCGUUUUUUUUCCAUGUCAAUUUACGGUCUUUGGUAAAUUUCAUCAGGAGGAACAUACCAAAUGCUAAUGGGGGUGUUUUCAGAGCGCCCCGUUUCACAGGUAACAGCCUGUCUCUGAACACCCCCCUUAUUUCACCAUUUUGGAUUCGCCCAACCCACUGGAGACAGGAAGAUUGAAGAGUGUCCACGUUAAUCAACGUUUGCUGAAUAUAAUGUUUGUGUUUAAUUUUGUUUUUGUGCUGAUCUCGGUAUAUUUUCACCCCGACAGACCGCACUCCGCCAAGCUGCGUCGUCCCCUUCCGCAGAAGGGUUUGCCGUCUGAGUCGGAACACCCCCACCCACCCCCAAUUAGUGAAUUUUUGGUCGACAUUUCCGUGUUUUAGUCGACCCAGAAUUUCUUUGGUUGAUGACAGCCCUAAUAAUAAAACAUUCAGACCAAGUCCUUUAUUUUUGUAGAAUAACAUCACUGGAUUAGUUUUCUGCAGUCAAGAGUGCAUUUAUCGGUCAGGUUACGAUAAGAGUGCCCCCUGCUGGAGCUACUCCGGGCGAUCUGAUUGGCUGGUGUAUCAUGAGUCUGAGCCACUCACUGCAGUAUCUUAGUUAGUUUCUGGAAACUGCAUCUCCACCAGGUCGAGGCCUCGGUGCUCUGAUCACCACUUUUUAGGUGUUUUUGUGACGAUAAAAAGUGAUGAACUCAUAUUGAGUAAAAUAUAUGACCUAUUUGUGCAGAACUGAAGCUGUUACACCACCGAGCAAGCUCCUUCUACCCUGACAAAGUCACUGAUUCAAAAUAAAACCCCCUCUUCGCUUUAAAAUUGAGUUUACACAAUCCCAUCUUCACCUAAAUCCCGAAUAAUGAGCCGAAGUCGACCUCCGAGCAUCCAUAACCGGCUGGUGUGUCGUUGACUCCUGCAGGUCAGCUCUCUCAAGUGGGACGGCAAUUCUACAACACAGACAUCGAAGUGGAGAUCCUGUCCAAAGAAGAAACCGAGAAAAUGACUUAUGUGGUACGUACUCAGAGCGGAGUCAAGUGUCAUCAGUCUGACCCUGUUUCUGCUCUAUUAGCAUCAAAAUCACCUUCUUAUGAAACAGAAAGUGUGUAUCUGAUACAGGCAGGUAUACAGGGAGAAGAUUGUAGGUCAGUCUGUUAAAAAAGCAGAAUAAACCUGAAGUGUGCAGCUUUUCUCAUCUGUGUUCAGACUGUCUUUUCAUCUCCUCGCUCGUCCAGGUUUACAAGAUGAACUUCGACAAUGCAGCUUUCAAACACCGCAUGCCCCAGCAGAAGACGGCGCCGAGCUACGAGAAGCUGCCGAUGAAGCGGGGGAUCUUUUUCGACAUGUUCCCCUUCAGCGUCAUCUUCCGCCGGGACAUGACCAUGUACCGGAUCGGGGACGGCCUCAAAGAGGUUUUCUCAGACCUCCAGGGCAAGAAGGUCAACGAGGAGUUCACUCUGGUGCGACCCAUGCUGGAGUUCAGCUGGGAUAACGUGAGUCUGAGAUCUUCUGGAUGACCUGUAGUCCCAAAUGUCCUAGACCUCGCUUCAAAAACACCGAAAUACUCCUUUAAAUCCCGAAUUCUGACAUUGAAAGUCACCAUAAGUUUUCCUGCCUCUCACUUUAGAUCUACACCCAUCUGAACAACGUCUUUGAGCUGCUGUCCAAAGCGGUGGUGGAGAGCAAGCAGAAGGUCAACAUCCCCAAACUGAGCAAAGAGGAGCCGGACGAGAAGGAGGAGAGCGAGAAAGCAAAGAGAGAAGAAGAAACAGGUUCCAGUCGGUCCUCCUCCUCCUCCUCCUCCUCCGAUCAUUAUUUUAUCAGUAGAAAUACAUUAUGGAUUAAAAGAGGUUCAUUUCAAAUGGACGGGAUCAUGAAAGUGUCCAUCAAGUCAUCCUUCAUCGUAGGCCAAGGUUACUGUAUCUGGACCAAACCAAAUCAAAUAUUGAUGGUAUAUUCAGGUGGACAUGAAUAUCAAACAUGUUGAAGAGACGAGUCCCUAUUCCUCAUUUUAGAGCAAAUAUAAAUGUGCAGCUUCCUCAGAGAACAUCCAUCUUUAACUAGAAGAAACCUGUUUGGUUCUCUAACUCCAACGAGCGAAUAAAGCCAUCGCUCUGUUGCAUAUUGGGAGUAAUGUCAAUAUUUGAGAGGAAAUGGAAAAACUAGAUUCUGAUGUAAGAAUCUGCCUAAAAAAUUCACAUCCGAGACAUAAUCCAGAACCAUCAGGACUGUGACUGGAAUUUAUCAUGAUCUCUUCACAUAUUUAUGCCUCUGUUAACCCCGACCUGGUCUCUCUAUCUUCUCUGUUUCUGUCAGACCAAAAGACGGUGGAGGAGAUGAAGAGCACGGAUCAGGAGUACAGCAGCGCCCUCACUCAGUACAACAGCUCCGCCAACUCUGGAGGCGAGGACAUCGAGCUGCUGGCGUUCCAGACCGUCACUGGUCAGAAAAUUUCACACCUGAAUGUUUACUAGUCGUGUUGGUUACUGUAUGUUUCUUUAUAACGGCAGCUAACUUAACGAUAGCUAAUGUAUGCAAGAGUUACCAAAGAGCUUCCCACUGAACAAUAGAUGACUAUUAGACAUCUAGUUUUUUGUUAGACCGAAUUUCAACCGUCUAGAUUCUGUAUUUAGACGUUGCACUUUAACCCAUUAUUCGAUAACUUUCAUUUUUAGACCCGUGUUAGCCUGAUUUUAGACCAGUCGUCUAGAUUACAUUUACACGUCUAUUAGACCUCUUUUAGUCCGAAGAAUGCUCAGUUGGUUGCCUCAGACAUUUUCUGUAAAGGUUUCACUCUCUGAUGGCACAGCUGUGUAAAAAGUAACACCCACACGCGGUGUCAAACGAAUUAUCCCAAGUAGAGGUAAAAAGCACUUAAACGAUGGUUUUAUGAAGGACUUUUUAAACUGCUCUGUCAGUGUCCCUGACAGGGUCCUAACAGGUCCUCUUUAGUCUUCACUGAUCCAGCUGAUCUGUCCGUUGUGUUUUCGUCCUUCUCAGGGAAAUGUAGUGAAACCAUCUUUGAAGACAUGCGAGAGCCUCCGAAGAAACCUCUGCACCUGAAGGGCCAAAUGAAAUACGUCCCCCAGUGGGACUCGCUCAUCUUCCUGGGAACGCCGAUGUAAGAUCAGGACCUAGAAUUAAAUCUGGUGUUUAAAUGAACUCUGUACCUUUUUUGAUCAUCCAUAAAGUAAGAUGCAUGGACUGGUGUCAUUAUACUCAUCUAAUGUGCAGAGACAGGUGUUUUUCUUUCUUCUGCCUCGAUCUCGUACCGUGAAGUCUCAGUGAUGUCGAGCCUAAAAACCUCCAUAUUGGUGUUUCAUCAUGUAGUCAUUAGAAGCUGAAUCUGUUUCUUAUUUUCUCUUUUUCGCUCUUGCUGUUAUUUUCUUUUAACGCUAGCUCAACACUUCAUCCAUCUGUUUCACACCCAAACGCUUUCCCUGACUCAGGAAGCAUAUUCUCCUUUCAUCUUCUGCAGGCUGUUCGUGUGAAACAUGUUCAAAUCUUCGGCUUCAUUACCAGCAACUUAAUUCAGAAAAAAACAGCUCUGUGUGUUUAAUAGGAAUUAAACAGUGUGUAGAAACGGUGUUAACAUGAGACAGAGGAGAGCAGGAGUUACUAACUGAGCAGGUAGAGAUUAGUUUAAGACAUCCGAUUGAUCAAAUUAACGCUGUGGAAAGAGUGUGUAUAAUCUUACAAUGCAAAGUGAGCCAUUAGAAAACAGGUAAUUUAACGUUUUUCCUUUUCAUCUGUAUUUUAGACAAAGCUUUUGCACAGACAGGAUGCCUAAAACUAUCCAUAAAUCCAUACCCUGUAGAACACUGUUCAUUUGAGCUAUUUACCUGUGUUUAUCUUUAACUGUAAAUAUUGUAUCGUCUGUAAAAAAAGAGAGAGAGACUGACGUAAAGAAUAAAAGAGGGCCGAGAAUGGAGCUCUGGGGGACGCCAUAUUUCACUUGGCUCUAAGUUUAGAUCACUCUGUUCUUUCUCACGUACAGUAAAAAAAUAUAUUGGUAUCAGCUGAAAUUAAAUUAAAAGAGCCUGUUUUUUAUAUGAAAUAAAAAACAUUAACAUAAGGAAUAAAAGAGGCCCUAAAAUGGAGCUCUGUGGGACGCCAUAUUGUUUUGUUUCCCCUGUUAAUCAUGCCGAUUUUAAACCAGUAACACCAUGAGAUUGAAGUUGCAGUAGAGAGACAGUGAAGGACAUAUUAACACUAUAAUUGCUAAAGAAACACAUGUUUUAUCAGGAAACACCCACUUUAAUCAUUACCAGGCAGCCUCUGGGUCUUCAAAAGUUCUCAACACUGCAGGUUAUUAAUUCAAUAUUGUCCUUUAUUAUAAACUAUAAAUUAAAGAGUCUGAUAUUAAUGCCAAAAACUUUUACAUUUUGACUUAAAUCCCACUGCAGAGUAAAAUAGGCCUCUUUGAUUGCACUAAUAUAUGUGCGUGUGUGUGUGUGUGUGUGUGUGUGUGUGUGUGUGUGUGUGUGUGUGUGUGUGUGUGUGUGUGUGUGUGUGUGUGUGUGUGUUCCCAUCCCAUUAAUUCAAUACCCAAUUGUUUGACUGAAAUUAAGGUUGCUUUCCCCUUAAGUCAUAUCUAAUUUUGGAGAUUAGAUUUAUUUAUGCUAAUUUAUUCUUUCCUGCUCCAGUCUGUUCAUCUGUUCUUCAUCUUAUAAUUGCAGUAUCGAGACAGUGGAGGACAUGAUAAAGAUGGGUGUGUACGUGAACGAUCUGAAUCUGCACGACUCCAGCAGAGAGCUGAUUCUGGCCGGGACACAACAGUCGGCCGAGCUGCAGCUGGCCCUGGAUCAGGUGAAGGAAAACCUCUGAAUCCUCCGUCCCUAAAGGACAGGACAUUCACUGACGAAGCAGAGCUGUGUUUGACCAGGGGACAGAUUCAGAAGGAUCAUAUGAGCUUUUAAAGUUUGCCUUUAUAAGACCUGUAUGAACCAUAGCAGGAGUUAAAUACUCUGAUAUGCUGAGUGCACAAAAUGUAAGCACUGCCAGCUUCAGCCUAACCAGGUGUGCCCAGGUGAAAGCUCUGCCCCCGUAUUGAUUUCACCCAUUAAAUCCACUCUAGUCAUGCAGGAGAGAUGUGGAUUAAGAGGAUUAGGGGAAGCAAAGAGGGAUUUUUGAGCUUUAACAGAGGUGAGACUGUAACUGUAGACUGAUGCGUCCCGUUUCUGAUCCUCCAGGAGCAACAAAAAUAUGCCCAGCUGCAGGAAAUCAUCAAGAAACUGGACGAAGAGAAGAAGAGAGGAGACUCUCUGCUCUACGCCAUGAUCCCUAAAGCUGUGGCCGACCGCCUCAGGAAGGGGAUCACUGCUCUGGAGACGUGUCAGGUACAAAACCACCAAAAAUCAGGGCAACGAGGUGUCAGAAAAGGACAUUUAGUCCAGUGAAGCCAAAGAUUAUUUUCUGCUUGUAUAGUCCUGAUAAUGUAGAGGAUGGGUACAUCUUGCCUGCUUUACUUAUGCUAGCGUGCUUUAAUUGGAGGUCAGGGGGUAUGUCACAUCAAAAAGUUGACUGAGAUUUCCCCUCUAUUGACUCUUUGGGCUCGUAGUAAGAAGGAAAAGACUUAGCCCUGAUGAAAAAAGGUCCUAAUCAAGAAAGGAGGAACACACAUUUUGAGCUAAAAAGUCUGAAUUUUAUAAAGUAGGUCAAAAAUUAUGAUAAAAGGUGUGAGAACUAUAAGAUAAAAGUAACAGCUCUCAGAUAUAAUCAAAGCACUGAGAAACUGAGUCUUAAUUAUAAUAUAAGAAGUCAGAAUUACAAGAUAAAAUGUUAAAAUUACUGAAAAAUAAGUUAAAAAUGCAAAUAAAAUUUAAAUAGUCAGAUAUUGGUUUGAAAAUUGUGAGAUUUCAAAAACUCUUGAGCAUUAUUGUCUUGCAAUAAUGCGAUUAGAUGUCAAAAGUAUGAGUUAAAAAAUGAUUUAAGACACAGGUGAUCAUUUUAAGAUAAAAUGUCUACAGUUUGAAAGGAAAAGUUAUAAUAAUGACAUAAAAAGUGUUUGGUAAAAAAACAUUUUAUGUGGUAGUGGUUUAAAAUAAUGAGAGGUAAGUGAGAUUUUUGAGGUAAAUAUUUAGAUUUUUUUAAAAAUCACUUUUAUAAGUUAAAGUUGAAAUAAUGACAAAGAAUGAUUGUAUAAAGAGUCAUGAAUCAGGGGAUGAAAAGUCAAAAUAAUGAGUUAAAGUUAUGAGAUAAAGAGUAAAAUAAGAAGAAGCAAUAAUCCUGGGAAAAUAUCAAAAACAUCAGAACUUCGUAAUUUUUAGAUAAAAAGUGAAAACAUGAGGUCACAAAAAUAGACAGAAAGUUAUAGAUAAUAAGUGAGUAUAAUGAGUCAUAAUUAUAAUAUGAUAUGAGAUCAGAUACAGUAAGAUAAAAAAAUCAAAAUCUAUCAUAGUAAUGCAUAAGUAAGUCAAAAUAAUGGUAUUUAAAGUAAUAGUUAUGAAAUAUAUAACAAAUAAUAUAAUAUCUUAAAAAAAUUAAUUAGAUAAAAAGUUGAAUUUGCAGAUAAGUUUAAAAUUUGAACAGUCAUAUGAGUUAAAGUGUGAGGUCAAAGGCCAUUUUUUGAUUAAAGUCAUAAUUUUUCAUUUUAAGUAGAUUUUAAGUCAAAACUCUGACAUAAAAGAUCAAAAUGUAUUCGACAGAAUUAUUUAAUUUUAAUGAAUUUUCCUGAUUUCUAACCUGGAUUACACUUUGACAGUUUGAACCUUUAAUUACAACGUUUUCCGCCCUGAACGUGCAGCGAAUACAGAGAACAUUAUCAGACAUCCAAGGUGAUGAAAACAGGAAACUGUGCAAAUCAUGCAAAUCUCUGUAACUGUGGUGAAGAGCAGCCGCUGGAGAGAUAACCAUCAUGUGUAUACAGACCAUCAGCUAACAACUGCUGUUUGUGUUCGUCUUGACGUUUAUUCAAAACUUCAUGUUUCUUUCUCCCACAGGUGUUUCCUGAUGUCACCAUCUUGUUCAGCGACGUGGUCAAGUUCAACGAGAUCUGCAUCCACAUCACACCCAUGCAGGUGGUGGACAUGCUCAAUGAGAUCUACAUCGUCUUUGACACACUCAGUGAGAAGCACAACGUCUACAAGGUCAGUCCGAGGAGUCCGAAUAACUUCAUUCAAACUUUUUAUCUUCUCUGACGGGUUUUGGAUGAAACAGUUUCUAGUAAAAGUCUCCAAAUCGCCACUUUGUCCACCGCUCAGGUGGAGACUAUUCGUGACGCCUACAUGGUGGUGGCCGGCGUGCCCAACAAGACCACCUUCCAUGCCCACCAUAUCUGUGACAUGGCUCUGGACAUGCUGAGCUCCAUUGACCAUCUCAAAGACCCGUCCACAGGAGAUAACAUCCAGAUCAGAGUCGGUGAGAUUUUUACGUCUUUGGAGUCUCAGCAGCUCAAACCCGAUAAGCCUCAAAAGACCGCUGUGAUGUUUUGGGGGUUUAUGAGAUCCUGUAUCAGGGUCCUGAAGUCCUGAUCCUGUUGGUUCAAGAGUGAACUUUUAAUCCUCUUAACCACCCUGACACCUUAAAGAGACGGACAGAUCGUACAAUUCUCAGGUUGAAGAGCUCGAUAGAGAAAGAUCUCCCUUCAACAGAGCACCCAGGUUCAAUAUUCCGGCAGAGGCUUUAAUUCUUUUUCACCACAGGGGGUCACUGUUCCUCCCUGAACCCUACUGAGUGUUAAUACUGGUUUCUAUCUCUAAGACAGGGGCAGAGCCAGAGGUGGCCAAAUCCAAUUUGCUGCCAUGAAAUCUUAACUAUGAUAAGCUAUUCACCUUGUGAAAAAUGCAGCUUGUACUGAAAUCAACUAUUUGUGUUUUAUUUUAACAGACUGCACUUCACUGUGGAGAAUCUUAUUAUUUUAGUACUUUAAAUAGUAAUUUUAGGGAAAUGAUCUUUUAUGGAUCCUUUAAAGAAUAAAGUUCAACAUUUAAAUUUUAAUUAAUAUUCAAUAUUUUUUGUAACCUUCUCUAUUAGAGUUUGGGAUAAUUUGGCUAGUCACCCCUACAAAAGUCAGUGCACAAAUAUUUUAAAUGAUUAAAUAAUGUCUGACUGAUCAUUAACUGCUGCCUGUUUAUCAAUAUGCGUGGCAAUCACUACAAUAUUAAAGACUAUAAUUUAAACCAGUGAUUAAAAACACCUUUAACUGACUUAUGGGUUAAAGGAAGCAGAAAUCAAAGUUACUAACUGCUCUAAAGUCAAGAAAACACUCAGCUAACAGUUCAGCUGAUGGAGAAACAGUGUCAGAAUGACUACCUCCUGCAGAGCUAGCACCACCAACCUUCAGGUCUUAGGGAUCGAUGACCACACACCUUAUUAUUUUAGCAGACUCAGUCUUCUGUUGUUGGUUAGUACAAAAUACUUCAAACUGAACAGCACUGCUAGAUGCUAUCUGUCAUUUACAACCGUAUUGUAGAGAAGUUUGGCGUCAUGGCAGUCGGUAUUAUGUAAUUAUAUCGAGCUACAGACCUGGCUAACGCUAACCCUAACUGUACUAAAGCUUGGUUAGGUUUAAAAUAACAAAAAUAUUCAUGAUUUGUUUCAUUGACUUCUAAUGGUGUGAUCUUAAUGACCAAAGGUGCAAAAUAGUCCCCCUAAAUACUCACCCUGGUCAGCAUAAAACCGCUCACAAAUUAACAUGCAACACUUUUGUUUUCCUCGGCAUGAACUUACUGGCUUAUUUUACGGUUUUGAAGUCUGCAUGUAUUAAAGACCUCUGAGUAAAGCACACCUCUGCUUUUGUUCGAGCGGUCGAGGCUGAAAAGAAACUGCUGAGUCAUUAGUUCUGCCAACAGACCCACUAAUUAUAAUUAAACCCUUAGAAAGCAGGAGUCUGGGUAAAAGAAGCUGAAUGAUGAAGGUAAGCUGAGUACAUCUGGCAUCUUUGAGUCUUUGUCUUUCUUAUUUUGUUCUUCCUCUCUCUCUCCCUCUCUCUCUCUCUCAGGUAUUCACUCAGGUAUGGUGGUGGCCGGUGUGGUGGGACUCAAGAUGCCUCGCUACUGUCUCUUCGGGGAUACCGUGAACACCGCUUCAAGGAUGGAGAGCAAUGGAGUGGUGACUACACAAACACAAUAACAAUCAGCGUCUGAACGCGCCAAAUAAGCCGGGGCGAGAGUCCAAAUUCUGCAGAGAUGUUCUCAUCAUUACGGAGAUUUAUGUAGAUUAGAGUAAACAGUAAUUCUGUUUCUAAUGACGGCGUUGUGCGUGCUUCUUCCCCGUGAAUGCAACAGGAUGAUCACUUCAUUACUUCCCAUUACUCAGAGCAGUAAAUUUUAUUGUUAUGUUUUUUGGGGGAAAUCUGUUCAACGAUGGGAGGAAAAUUAAAAGGGAGGUAGUUUGUAAGAUUAGUUAUCUUAUCAUGCAUUUCAUUUUGGAAUGAAGUCUCAUUUGAGAGGCCGCACUAACCUGUGCGUGUACUCAUUGACCUUCGCUGUUUUUUUGUAACGCCGAGCUUUAGCAGUCGUUUUUUCUGUGUUUGUCUGUCUGAGCAGGGCAUGCAGAUCCACAUCAGUCAGACCACCAAAGACCACCUGGAGCACGAGCCGUAUAUCAUCGAGGAGAGGGGGAAAAUCUUCGUAAAGGUGAGGACUCGAUAAUAACAUUUAGAUUUUUGUUUAAGAUGAAUAAAAAUAUUUACUUAUCUUUAACCAAUUCAUGUUUCUAAUAACAGUAAAUAAACACGUCAGUCACACAGCUGAUGAGGGUAAAAAUGUCCUUUUGCGAAGCGCUGUCUCUGUUCAAGUGCUGAGAUCACAAAAAAAUAGUUGGAGUAAAUAAAAAUAUGACAGGAUUAUAAUUUUCCAUUCAUAAUUUUUUUAAGUACUUUAAAAAAACAGAAAACAUUGAGACACAGUCGUUUUUUUUGGGAGAUUUCCAGAACUGUCUUCACACACAACGACUUCCACUGUGUUCAGCAAUGUGCAGUUUUCAUGCAGACGUGCAGCUCUUUCCAACACCCUCUGUUACCUCUGUUCUGCUAAUUACACAAAGUUAAGCUCAGCCGAUGAUUCUCACUCCUAAAUCCGUGUCACUUGUCUCUAAACUUAAUAACCAAUAAACCAUUUCUAGAAAUUCAGGAUUUUGAUCUAAUGAAGGAGAAAAAAGUUCAAAGUGACGCUUGACUGGUCCACAUGGGAUAUAGAUCCAGCAUGCUUUGCACACUCCAAAGUAGAACAACACUUAUAUUUACUUCUUAUUUACUUGCAGCAGUGUGUUAGCGAAGCGUUUCAUUCAUUCUUGUUGGCAGGUUGGAACUGCUUCCAUCCUCUGCAUGCCUCUGUCUGUUUACAUUUCUGCAUUAAUCUGAUUGGCUGUCGGACUGUAUGAUCACUUCCAGAGGCACUUUUGUACGCAACCACUCCGAUCAUUUUUUUUUACUACUUCAAGUGUUCUCAGCGGUCGUUAAAUUGUGAUUAUAAAGUUUUUAGUCAAAAUCACGUUACCUGUGUCAAUUUAAAGGACUUUUCUUCUGCAGAGCUCCAGUAGCUCAUUAGCAAUUCGCCUCUGAGUCGUGGGCGGAGACAGCGCUGCUCUGCACGCUCCUCUUCAUGCUAGCUUGCAGCCUAACAUUACCGAUGUAGUAGAAGAAGCAGGUAACAUAGGAGCUAUUCAGCUCUCAGGGGACAUGAUGAAAGUUAAAAUCAUAAUUAGCUUUCUUGCGAGCUAAUCUGCUAAUGGACACGCUUGUUCUGCGAUCGUCUUCUCUACUUUUCCGAGUCUGGCCUGGAUAGUGGGGCUCUGGGGGCGGAGCUUGGAUUUAAAUGCAGCGAUUUGAAUGAAGAAAUACUCAGAAAUGCAAUUUCGCACUUAAUUUUCCCAUAAUAUGUCCUGUAGCCUCAGAAAAAUACAGUGAGAAGACAUGUAGACAACAAGCAAAACAUGAUUUUAAUCAGCGUGGGUCUUUAAUGUAAUGAAUAAAAAAACAGCUCCAGACCCAUUCACCAAACUGAAUUGCUCUGACUCCACCAAACUUCUAAUCUGUUAAACACAGUCCACUCUGAAGAUGACAAAAAAGGUUCGAGUGCGUCUGAAACACCAAAUUUGACGGUGAUUAAAAUCUCGUCCUGCAGAGACAGAUUCUGAACUUGCUCGUCUCCCUGAUACGAACACACUCGAAGUCUUCUUUUUCCAUUUCAUCUGAAUUAACACAUUAUCGAUCCAAACACUUCAUCUUCCUGCCGUCUUUCAGGGAAAAGGCUACAUGAAAACAUACUGGCUGAAAGGAAAGAAAGAUCUAUCAUUCAAGACCCCGGCUGAGCUGCGCUACAGCAGCGAGCAGAAAGACUCGGAGGACAAGAGCUCUAAUGGGUGAGUAGACAAAAAGAGAGCAGCAACAAACCAAAGAAUCACUUUCCCUCUGUACUCGGUGUGGACUCUGUGUGCCCCCUGCUGAUUCAGCCAGAGCUGUGCUUAUUGCCCCCCGCAGCAGCAGACAGCAAAGCCUCUUUGAGGGGCUUUUAUUUGUCUGAAAGACUCACACUGACCAUCAAAAUAACAAACUUUUGCUCAGACAGGGAGUGAAGCCCCUGGGUAACCGAAGCAUCACAAAAGUUAGACAAAAAAGCAACAAAGGAAUAAAAAAAGGAAGCAAAGAUCUGGACGUUCAGCCUGGAGACGUGUUUUUCUUUAAAUAAGAUAUUCUUCCUCUGAUCUGUUAGCUUGUUUGGAGUAAAUGAGACCUCAGGACCUAAUACGCAGAUAAAUUGUAUGUUUAGGUUUUUUUGCAGUGUGAGAAAAGCUUCUGGCAGGAAUGAACAUAAUCUUACAUCCGAGGGACGUGUGUAUUUUCUGCAGUGUGAUCACAGAUAAAGGAGAAGAGGAGCUCGGGUUUGGAGUCGGUUCGGUCGCUUUUGUGUUGGAAAUGAGUGAAAGAGAGGCGCAACAUCUCUAUUUUCCUCUACUAAACUCAAAGCAGAUUAUUUAUGUGAUAUUGAAACAGUUUUUAAGGGUAACUGAGGCCAGAUAAACUAAGAAAAAACCCUGAGCUUCAUGGUUUAGGCCUCAGAGCGUCUGUGUAAGGGGUUCAUAACGUUUGAGUUCAAGUUCAGAGGAUGAGGGCGGCAAAAAAGUGCAAAACAAGUUUCACUUUCGGGUGUCAGUGGUAUUUACACUUCCCUUUUUGUUUACUCGAACCUAACAGGCUCGUUUUCAUGCUGAUGCUCUGGAUUGCUUUUAAAGGUUAUUUAAAGGUCUAAAUAUCAAAGUCAAAGUGUUUUACGUCUGUGAAAAGGUCUUUCUAACCCCUCAUAAACUCCACCAAUAGUUCCGCAAGCCCCAACACCAAGCGCAUGUCCUCCAACCUCCACAUCGCCGGCAACGACGAGCAAGCUGAAGGGAAACCGAGCCCGAGCGACCUCCCCCUGGACACCCUGCCGCCACCAGAGGCCGCCAACGAGCCCCCUUCCAUUUUAGCCGAGCCUCAGGAGAAGGAGAAGGCCAAAAAGACUAAGAACAACAAGGGGGCCAGGCUGGAAGUGCCCCAGGGGAACUUACUGUCAGAGUCCCCCAACCCUGACGACGGCCUGGAGAACCCGGGUCCUUUCCUCAGCAGUAAGAGGAACAGCUUCAGGCAGCAGUACGUCAAGCUGCCCACCAACCUGCCCAUGCGCAGCGCCGCCUGCGCCAUUCUGUGAGCAGAUGGUUGUAGUGAAAAUAUCAUUACAGUUGAAUUAAAGGGAAAACAGUUCAAUACUCUGUAGAGUUCAUCAAGAGUUUGGCUUUUCUAAAAUCUUUGACCACAAUCAAAUUUCAAUUCCUCUUCUGUUUCGGUAAAUUUUGCACGACUCUCGAGUCUUUGGUGCUCCAGAAGUUUUCUUUACGGUUCAUAAAAAGAGGGAAAACCAGCAGGUCAUCCCUUUGUUUCUCAUUUUUCACUCACUCACUCAUCCUUCAGAAGUACCUUCCUUGUUAGAUCAACUUCAAGUCGACAGGUUUCACAACAUGCCUUCCUCGUGUCAACUGUUUCAACAAAAAAAAAAGGAAGUGCGAUAUCCCCCUUUGCACGUAGACAGAAACAUCGACAGAGGAACUGAGAACUUCUAAGUUAUACUGCAGGUGAUGAGAAGAGAAGAAGAAGAAGAAGAAGUCUGUUUCUUAUUUCUGUCACUGUUUGCUGUUUUAUUUCACAGCUCUACAGACGUUCAUGAUUUUACUGCUGCAGGAACUCAAAUUAACACUUUCAACCAACGACACGAUGUUCUAACUGAGGUUACAGCAUCCAGAAAUAAAAGUGUACCUGCGGAUGUUUAAUUUAACUUAAUUAAUCUGAGUUUGUUUUUUAUUUUGUUUAAAUUAGGAGUAAUUUUAGAGGCAUUUGGAUAGACCUUCAUAAUUACGGUUUCACAGAGUUCUGUUUCUACUUUCUGAAUGUGACUGACUGCAUUUGAUUCACUGUAAGAUAGUGUUUAUUUAUAUAAAAGUGUAUGUACAGACACUAACGCUGUCAUGUUUUCAUUUCUUCUGGAGUUGACGGUUCUGAAUCUUCCUCCUUUCAGCCCGUGGCUGGGGCAGACAGCCAUCUUGAUUGCCUGAUAUAGAAAAAUAUUAAUUUCAUGGGGCGGUAGUUUCCUAAUAAUUCCCCAGGAAGACGUCAUUUUAUACUAAUUAUGAGAAACUUCUGAAUAUCCUUGAAAGAAUCGCUACACUGAUCCUGAAGUUCGUCCAGCAAUGAAACUAGUUUUACCUUAAAAAAAACACACCUCUGUUCGGACUUCCUGCGACAGUGUUUGAAAAAUGAGCAACUUUCAGAGGUGAAAGUGACCGUAGUUUACAACGGCUUUAACACCUUUUUUUGUCACAUGAGAAAUGAGCUACAUCCUGUCCCCAGUGUGACCAUUACUCUAUUUUAAUGCAGACGGAUUUUCCACUGUGUUUAGAUAUGUUGCUUAAAGACACAGCUGACGAAUAUUCUCAGAGCGCUGCUUUAAACAGUCUCCCUCGUGCUCUUUGAGGAAACAGUGGUGCACUAAUAAGUAAAAAAAACAUGUAGUUCGCAGGUUUGAUUCAAUAGACGCUUCGGAGGGUCGGCUCGUACCUCACAGCUCUCAGCGGUUUAGUUUCUGUACAGGUAGGGUGACCAUACGUCCUCUUUUACCCGGACAUGCCCUCUUUUCCAGGGGCUGUCCGGCCUGUUCAGUGUUCAGGGGGAGUUUAUAAAAUCCUUUAAAUGUCGGCGGUUUUGUGUGAAAGUUUUGAGUUUGUGUCACGUGGACUAGCUGAGUUAGAAGUACAUGAAAAACACCCAACCUGACCCGAAAAACUCAAGAUUGUGUGCGUGACUCCACCCUGGGUAGUACUGUCCUGUUUUUGAGGAUUCAGAAUAUGGUCAUCCUCGUACAGGUAGCUUGCCCAACAGCUGUAACAGAUGGAACUAAAGGAGCUGCAGGUCUGGAUGUCUUCAUACAGAGGUCCAAAUGAUCAAGCCGUGUGAUUUUCAGACCCAGAAAAAGAGGUCUUUGAACAUUUGGUGGACGCCCAAGGCCUCACAGAUGGACGGAGGCCUUUGUCUUAGAAACCCCCAAACCUGGAGGGACCGAACUGUCUGAGUAUGUAUCAGGACCCCAGAAGUCCGAGGUCUUCUAUCCCAGAGAAAAACUAUCAUUUACGGUUUAUUAGCUGCAUUUUUCUGCAAAGAUUACACUGCAGCCGAUCAAGCCUGUUUUGCAGAUGCAGGCUGGAGAAAUGUACUCAAAAGUUUAUCAAACUUUUUCAUCAUCUAAAAAACCAAAACAUGUAAAAGAAAAAGAUCAAGUUAGGUUAGCUUACUUAGUUUUCAAAGGCAAUAAGACAUGCUUAGUAAGAGCGGUAAUUUCUGCGUCUGUGGAGAUUUAGCCGAGACAGCAGCCAAACACAAAGUUGCAGACACCGACACACAGGGAACCACAGAACAGGCGUUAAAAUUAACAAUGAAAAGAGAAACUAUCUCUGAGUCAGUUGCGCAACCAGGUAAUCUAAAAGCCACAUUCUGGAGAAUCUUCCUCAGACUCUCAAUGACUUCUUCUCUUUCAGGUUGGUCUGUGCAGAAAACACCAAAUUUUAGUUUGAACUUUUAGGACAGAAGCAUAAAAAGUUGAACACUUUUCCAGCUCUUUUCUGAGACGGUGUGUUAGCAAACCUUUUAAAUAUAGGUGUGCAGACGUAUUUGUCUUCAGAUUGCCAGGAAUGGCCGACCAACCCAGUAAUAUGACUCACACAGGUGAGUAAGAGCACCGCAGGAGCAUUUAGUGAUCCAGCCGUUGAGUCGGUAAACAACUAAGUUCAGUUUUUUCAGUUACAGCAGAAGAUUCUGAACAAAGUAUGAAACGGUGUCAUCAGCAUAAAGAUCGAUUAUCACAUGAACACGAAACAAAAGAGGGUCUAGUUCAAUGAGUAAUUUACAUUUGCAUGACUGUGAUUUGUUGAUUUAUUUGAAGACUUCUGGGACAAAGACAUGUCUAGACUUCUCGGUCGUGCAAUUAAAUUAGCGUUUCAUGUUUAAAACCAUAUUUUAAGAUCAAGUGAACGAACUUCUGCAAAUAUCUGGCGUACAGAAACCUGUGGUUGGGCCGUGACUCUCAGUCUUCUGGACCAUUUUAAAAUCUGAUGCAGUUUCUGUAGAGACAAAUGGAGUCCUAUUUAAAAAAAAUAACAUUUUCUAUGAACAAAUUGAGGACUUGGAACAGGAGAGAGUUACUCUUUGGCUCCCUUCGGUCCUCUAUGUCUAAAAAACAAAUGACAUAAGAGGGUUUUAUAUUAGAUCAUGCCAUGAGGAGAAAGUGAAUCCCUGUUGGCUGCAGACUGAUCAGAUUAAACCUGCAGCCCCUCCUGGUCCAGCAUCUGUUCACCUCGAUCUGCGUUCAACAUCUAUCAUAGAUCUCUAUAAAGGGAGAGGCAGCAGCAGCACUGAAGGUACCUACAGCUCCCCAAAUCCUCCGUUCACUUUAGACUCGGAGUCUUCAGGUGCAGUUUUCUGACCUCAGCGGUUAUGAGGUCAGUUAUUCCUGUCUUAGUCAUCAGCUGAUAACACACUGCUAUUAUGGGAGUGUGUGUGAGUGUGUGUGAGUGUGUGAGGUUGGAGGCUGAAGGUCUGAUGAUCUUAUAAUGACCGAUAAACAGUAUAAUCUAUUAUCUCAUGACCAAAAAGAGGCGUUUGUGUGAGCUGUGUACAUACGGAGGUGAGACAGGUAGGAUCGUUUCAGGACGAGUGCUCUCCUCCUCACAAACUACACUCGCUAACGCACACACACACACACACUCGCACAGAUAUUCAGCUGAGAGCUCCCUGCUGAUGUUUCCCUGUGAGAUGUCAUUGCAUGAUAAAGAGGAAGCCAUCAGGAAACCGCUUAAGCACUACUUCCUGUCUGUUGCCACAGUAACAGACCUCAUUCUGCAGUUGCAUAGUUUACCGUGACUUUGCUGGAGUUAAUUUCUUGCAGAAGGGCCAGAGUAGGUGGCACAACAAAGAGGCAGGUGUGUUCGGGUGUAAAGUGCACACUGGUGGGCCGGUAUCCUGUCCAGGCACUCCUCUCAGUCCAGCUGGUUCCCAACGCCACCUUUAACCUCAACAUCUGACAGCAAU